Messenger RNA from Spinacia oleracea (spinach), 1089 nucleotides. RefSeq lists its product as uncharacterized. The record is from RefSeq and is a predicted model, not a curated record. The coding region runs from base 1 to 1089 and encodes 362 amino acids. Lineage: Eukaryota; Viridiplantae; Streptophyta; Magnoliopsida; Caryophyllales; Amaranthaceae. The transcript has 2 exons.
AUGGCAAAUUGGAGUGAGAUCCCUCGAGAGCUUGUAAGAAAAGUUGCAAGUGAGCAUGCGGAAACUAUGGAAGAUUUUGAAGAAAUUGGAAAAUUGACACACCGCAGAUUUUACAGCCUCUCAAAACACAUGUUUCAAAAAAUCAAUUUGCCCCAACAUGACGAUGACGAUGACGAUGACGAUGACCAUGUGAGGUAUUUCUCUUCAAAAGGUUGGCUUAUUUCUGUGAGUAUGAAAAACCGUAAUAUCACCCUUUUAGAUCCCGCCUCUGGCAAAGUAAUCAAGCUACCAACUGUUCCACUUAAUAUGCUACGGUGCGGCGGCGAUUGGUAUGAUGACAGUUACUUAGGCUACUUUUCCAAAUUUAUUCUAUCGGAAAGGCCGUCCUCUUGUGACGGCGAUUUUACGGUGGCAAUGAUGUUCGACGGGACCCAACAAUUGGUCUUUUGGAGACCCGGGGAACAAAAGUGGACUAAACCCGUCGUUGAUUUUGACAUUAAUUGGGUGUUGGAUACCUGUUUUUUUAAUGGAGAAUUUUAUGCCAUUGAUCAUUUAGGAAAGGUCAUGGCUUUCGGAAGUGAGAUCUCAAACCGCCAACCGCGAAUUGUUGUAGACUUAAUAGAUAAAGGUGUUCUAUUCGAACAAACUGAUGGCAAGUUUUACCUAGUCGAAGUGGAAAGCAAAUUAUUGGUGUUACAUAGGCAUCAUCUGUUACUUGAAGAUGAUGAGAUAAAUCCGGAGAACACAAAUGAGGUGUGUUGGACCAUAUGUUUUGAGGUUGUUGAGUUGAAUGUUGACGAUGGCAAAGUCAAAUCAGUUGAGGGUGUCGGCAAUCGAGCUAUUUUUAUAGGUCUAAACUCUACCUUUUCAGUUGAAGCAUCGUCGGGUAAACGUGGUUGUAAACCUAAUUGUAUUUAUUUUACCGAUGAUAAUUGUGAGCAUUAUCAUACGGAGAUUCUUGGAGGAGAAAGUGAUAUGGGAAUUUACAGCUUAGAUAAAGGAAAACUCAUUGAACGAUUUUACGAAGGUCCGUCACAAUUUUGUUUCACCACUCCACCUAUAUGGGUGGAACGACGUGGGAACAUCUAG